Messenger RNA from Nerophis lumbriciformis (worm pipefish), 2034 nucleotides. The record is from RefSeq and is a predicted model, not a curated record. Lineage: Eukaryota; Metazoa; Chordata; Actinopteri; Syngnathiformes; Syngnathidae.
AUGCCAGAGAAAACUGUGAUUCAGCAGCAGGCUGUCCAAAGCCCGCCGAAAACGGGUCGAGGCCCCGUCAGCUGCCAGAACUGUGGAAAGCCUUGCAAAGGCGAGGCCCUAAGAGUCCAAAAUAAACACUUCCACAUCAAGUGCUUUGUUUGUAAAGUAUGCGGAUGCGAACUGGCCAACGGAGGCUUCUUCCUGCGACAGGGGGAGUACAUGUGCACUCAGGACUACCAGCGUCUGUACGGGACUCGUUGCUUCAGUUGCCAGGACUUCAUCGAAGGAGAGGUGGUUUCCGCUUUGGGGAAGACCUACCACCCCCACUGCUUUGUCUGCGCUUCCUGCAAGCAGCCAUUUCCGGCUGGUGAACGAGUGACUUUUAACGGGAAGGAUUGUAUCUGCCAAAGCUGUACUCAGCCUCUUCCUCCGAACAGCCCUGCACCCAUCCAGGCCGUCCACAACUGCUGCGGCUGCGGGAAGGAGUUUAAGAACGAACAGUCCCUCGUAGCCCUGGACAAGCACUGGCACCUGGGCUGCUUCAAGUGUAAAGUGUGCAACAAGGUCCUAAACGCCGAGUACAUUAGCAAGGACGGGAUUCCCUUUUGCGAGAUGGACUACCACGCCAUGUUUGGCAUCCAGUGCGAGAGCUGUAAGAAGUACAUCACUGGAAAAGUCCUGGAGGCUGGAGAGAAGCACUAUCAUCCGUCAUGUGCUCGCUGUGCCCGUUGCGAGCAGAUGUUUGCAGAAGGAGAGGAGAUGUAUCUCCAAGGAUCUUCAAUCUGGCAUCCCCCUUGCAGACAAGCUGCCAAGCAGGAAGAGAAGAGUAAGGUGACCCGGACUUCGUCUGAAAGCAUCACAUCCGUCCCGGCGUCCAGUGCCUCAGGCUCUCCCAACAGAGUCAUUUUCGCGAAGCUGGGAGAAGAGACGCUGGACUACAAGGACUUGGCAGCCCUUCCGAAAACCAAGGCCAUCUACAACAUUGACCGACCGGAUAUGCUGUCGUACUCGCCCUACGUCAGCUACCCGUCUGAAGAGAGGCACUACGGCGAGGGCGAAGGGGAGAAGUCACCCUGUCAGCACAGGCCCUCCAGCCCCAGUUCCAAUAGCUCCAUGGGGGGCUACGGACGUUACACUCCGUCCCGAUCCCCUCAGAACAACAGCCGACCAGGACCAGAAGUGGAGUGCCCGGCUACACUGGGCCCACUCUCGGGUGGUGUCAAGUUCACCUCCAGCUUGGCCAGGGCAGUGUCCCCUUCCGUCCCCGUGCAGCAUUCCCAGGGCACCGAAGGUUGUAGCAGUCCCGGUAGCGCCACACCGUGGGGUAUGGGUAGAGGUGUGUCGUUACACCUGAACCCCACCACGUUGUCCAUGCUGCAGCAGCACAACUUCAUCCCUUACUUCCGAGGUAGCGAAAGUGGUCGGAGUACUCCCAGUUUAUCCACCUAUUCUGAUGGCAAAUCCCCGUCGUCCACUUCCACGUACAUGGCUGCCCCUCGCCAUUUCCACAUACCAGAGACUGAAGUCAAAGAUAAUAUCUAUAGAAAACCCCCCAUCUACAAACAGCAUGUUUCCAGGACUUCCUGGCAGGACGGCGACGACAGCAAGCGGCCCAGUUGGAUGAUAUCAAAGAGCGACAUUGAUAGCCAGACGGGUCCUGAAGACCACCACCCGUCGUCCAAGUCCACCUGCAGUUUGCCACUGAAUACAUGUCAGCCAAAUUUUCCUCAUUAUAAAUCUGCAUCUUUACCGGGUUAUGGAAGAAACGGCAUUUACAAGGCUGCUGAGAUGGUCGAGGAUGAAGCCGAUCCAGAUUCUCAAAGUUGGGGAGGCAUGAGAGAGUAUAAGGUGUACCCUUACGAAAUGUUGGCGGUCACCAAUCGGGUUAAAGUCAAGCUUCCCAGAGACAUUGAUCGCACCCGACUGGAGCGCCACCUCUCACCCGAAGAUUUCCAGAGGGUGUUCGGAAUGACUCUGGAUAUAUUUGAACGUCUGGCCCUGUGGAAGAGGAACGACUUGAAGAAGAGGGCUCGCCUGUUUUAG